Molecule: messenger RNA, 775 nt
Organism: Oldenlandia corymbosa var. corymbosa
Lineage: Eukaryota; Viridiplantae; Streptophyta; Magnoliopsida; Gentianales; Rubiaceae
Source: the annotation of a GenBank genome assembly
CAAUGGCAAGGAAGAGCAAGGGACGACAAAAGAUCCAAAUGACAAGAAUGUCAAAAGAAAGCAACUUACUUGUUACUUUCUCAAAGCGUCGUUCUGGACUAUUCAAGAAAGCAUAUGAGCUCCAUACCUUAUGUGGUAUUGAGAUCGGGAUAAUCGUUUUUUCUCCGGGAAAAAAGGUAUUUUCAUAUGGCCAUCCAUGUCUUUACUCGUUGAUCGACCGUUUCCUAACUGGAAAAUCAGCUCCAAGUACAAGUAGCUCCCAACUAGUUGAGGCUCACCGAAGUGCGAGCAUCCAGGAACUCAAUAAGCAACUAACAGAGAUGCUUAAUCAAUUAGAGAUCGAGCGAAAGUACAGCGAGGAAUUCUCCAACUUGCGAAAAGCGAGUCAAGGGAGAUGUUGGUGGGAGGCUCCUACUGAUCAACUUGGUCAAGAUGAACUGGAGCAGUUAAAAGUAGCCAUGGAGGAGCUGAAAAAGAACGUUGCAAAGCAAGUAGAGAAGUUGACCGUUCAAGUCUCCAAUACGAGAGCAUUUCUAGGGGCACCAAGUUCGAAGGGAGGAGGGCAUAAUAGUCCUAGCAAUGUGGUUCAUCAUCAUCCUCCUGAUGUGAAGGUUCCUCUUGGUCUUGGUCUCUCCAUGACUCCUCAAGGGUUUACCCUUGGAUACAGUCAUGGGUUUUUCUGAUCAAAUUUAUUGUUAUUGUUUUUUCUGCGAACCAAUAAUGAAGAUUCGAAGAUAACACACAUAUUUAUCAUGGACGAUAAUUUGGUUCUUUA